CUCAAUCAAAAGAGGAAAACCGAAAAAGAAAAAUAAACGUUACAUUUUUGAAAAUAAGUUUUAUUUUUUCUAAGUAGAAGAAUUAGAUUCUGCACACAAAUGGUGCUCCAACAACAACAACAAACGCUUUUUGUCACAAAGAAGACAGAUCAAGAACUUCCUCUUAAGACAGAUCCAGAGCCUUCUCGUGAAUUCAUUUUCCGAUCCAAACUUCCCGACAUCUCCAUCCCUAAUCAUCUUCCUCUCACCGAUUACGUCUUCCAGAAGUUCUCCGGCGACGGCGACGGACACUCCACAGCCACAUGUCUCAUCAACGGUGCCACCGGACGUAUCUUUACCUACGGUGAUGUACAAAUCAGUUUACGGCGUAUCGCCGCCGGGAUCCAUCGGCUAGGGAUCCGCCAACGUGACACCGUCAUGCUCCUUCUCCCAAACUCGCCGGAGUUUGCUCUCUCCUUCCUCGCCGUCGCUUACCUUGGAGCCGUAUCCACCACUGCGAAUCCGUUCUAUACAGAGUCGGAGAUCGAGAAACAGGCGAAAGCCUCAGCCACGAAGAUGAUCAUCACUAAGUCAUGUUACGUAGAUAAACUUACAAACAUGAAGAACGACAGCGUUUUGAUCGUUUGCGUGGAAGAUGAAAACGACGCAGUUCCAGUAGCUAACGGUUGCGUGAGUUUCAAGGAACUGGCUCAAGCGGACGAAACAGAGCUCCCUAAACCGGAGAUCUCACCGGAAGACACUGUAGCGAUGCCGUACUCCUCCGGAACCACGGGGCUUCCGAAGGGAGUGAUGAUCACUCACAAGGGAUUAGUUACGAGCAUCGCUCAGAAAGUAGACGGAGAAAACCCUAACGUCAACUUCACCGGAGAUGACGUCAUUCUAUGUUUCCUCCCUAUGUUUCACAUUUACGCGCUCGACGCGUUGAUGCUCUCGGCUAUGAGGUCGGGUGCGGCGAUCUUGAUCGUUCCGAGGUUCGAGUUGAAUCUGGUGAUGGAGCUUAUUCAGAGGUAUAAGGUCACCGUGGUUCCGGUGGCUCCUCCGGUGGUUCUAGCGUUUGUUAAGUCUCAGGAGACGGAGAGGUAUGACCUGAGCUCAGUGAGGAUGAUGCUUUCAGGCGCAGCUACGCUCAAGAAGGAGCUUGAAGACGCCGUGCGUCUCAAGUUUCCCAAUGCCAUAUUUGGACAGGGUUAUGGAAUGACUGAGUCAGGAACGGUGGCUAAGUCAUUAGCGUUUGCAAAGAACCCAUUCAAGACCAAGUCUGGUGCGUGCGGGACUGUGAUCAGAAACGCGGAGAUGAAAGUAGUCGACACCAUAACCGGAGUCUCUUUACCACGCAACAAACCUGGCGAAAUAUGCAUCCGAGGUGAUCAACUCAUGAAAGGUUAUUUGAAUGAUCCGGAGGCUACUGCGGUAACCAUAGACAAAGACGGGUGGUUACACACAGGAGAUAUUGGGUUUGUGGAUGAUGACGAUGAGGUCUUCAUUGUUGAUCGGUUAAAGGAACUUAUCAAAUUUAAAGGCUAUCAAGUGGCUCCAGCUGAGCUUGAAGCAUUGCUUAUUUCUCAUACUUACAUCGAGGAUGCUGCAGUUGUCGCGAUGAAGGAUGAAGUUGCUGAUGAGGUUCCAGUAGCAUAUGUGGUUAGAUCAGAAGGGUCUCAGUUAACCGAAGAUGAUGUCAAGAGUUAUGUCAACAAACAGGUGGUUCAUUACAAGAGAAUCAAGAUGGUGUUUUUCAUAGAAGCAAUUCCGAAAGCAGUGUCCGGAAAGAUUCUGAGGAAGGAACUCCGAGCUAAACUGGAAUCUGAGUACCCUAAACAGAUUUAAGAGAGUUGUGGAUGAAUGUGUAAGCUCCAACGCUAAGGUCACUAAGAAGCAAUUAUUUGGUAUCCGAUUUGAUUUCAAGACAUCAAUCCUGUAAAGUCAAACGCAUUUCUAUAUUUUAUAAAGUAUUAUAAAGUAUUAGUUACUCUCAUGUGACUGUGUUUUAGUGAGGCCAUGCUUUCUAUCUGUAUAAAAGUUUCAGGAAGAUUGAGAAAAGUUUAUGGAGAGUUUGGUGGUUUCCAAAUCCUCAUCUUUGUAAUUUCCAAACUCUGAUAUAUUAAACGCUGGCUUCGGUUU
Messenger RNA from Brassica oleracea var. oleracea, 2118 nucleotides. RefSeq names its product 4-coumarate--CoA ligase 4. Bases 100 to 1824 code for a protein of 574 amino acids. The transcript is spliced from 5 exons. The record is from RefSeq and is a predicted model, not a curated record. Gene Ontology annotation, molecular function: 4-coumarate-CoA ligase activity. NCBI's taxonomy places the organism in Eukaryota, Viridiplantae, Streptophyta, Magnoliopsida, Brassicales, Brassicaceae.